AUGGCUGAGAAAAUUCGCGUGAUUCAAAUGAAAUUAGCUCAUCGCAGAGAUUUCUUCGACCUCGAUGAUGACCUUCCUGAGAUUGUUGAGAUGAUCAAUUGUGUGGCCAAUGGACGAGCAGUUGAUGAUCAGUCGAAAUGGUGUAAAAGCUCAAAGGAGUGUGUCGACGAUGCGUUGAAGAAGGACCCGGAUACCCCAAAGCGGUCCAUGUCUGCUUUCUUCUGGUGGCUUGCGGAGAACCGCGCUCGCAUCAAGAAAGACGGUAUGGGUGUCGCUGAAGUCGGUAAAGUAGCUGGAAAAGAGUGGGGAGUGCUCAAGGAUAAAUCGAAAUGGGAAAAGUUGGCCGACAAGGACAGGCAACGCUACGAGUCUGAUAUGGCCGUCUACAAGAAAUUUUCCUCUAUUCAAAAUGUGCAUACAAUC
This is a messenger RNA of Mesorhabditis belari, 423 nucleotides long. The record is from the annotation of a GenBank genome assembly. Lineage: Eukaryota; Metazoa; Nematoda; Chromadorea; Rhabditida; Rhabditidae.